Messenger RNA from Ambispora gerdemannii, 756 nucleotides. Lineage: Eukaryota; Fungi; Glomeromycota; Glomeromycetes; Archaeosporales; Ambisporaceae. The record is from the annotation of a GenBank genome assembly.
GCGGGGGCGGCUUGGUUAGUUCAAAGCAGACUCGGUAAUAAAGCACUCUUUUUGUCCACCUGCUCGCCUUGGCUUGCUCUUGGUGAUAUUUUAAUUGCUAAUUAUCCUUUUGCUACUAUUGACCCGAAUGUUGGAAUAAUGCCUUUGUCUGACCCCCGCUUGGAAAAAUUAAGUAAAUAUUGGCAAAGUAAAAAAACUACUCUCAGUGUAAUUGAAAUUGUGGAUAUUGCUGGCUUGGUAAAAGGUGCUGCAGAGGGUUCAGGAUUAGGUAAUGAGUUUUUAUCCCAUAUUCGCGAGGUAGAUUUAAUUUGCCAAGUGCUUCGUUGUUUUCCCGAAAAAGAAAUAGUGCAUGUGGAAAAAUCAGUUAAUCCGCUACGGGAUUUGGAAAUAAUUCAACUAGAAUUAAUUUUGGCUGAUUUACAGCAAGUAAAAAGAAAAUUAGAAAAAUUAAAAGUCAGAGACGAAAAAUCCCAAAAAGAAAAAAAUAUUUUGCGGUUAAUUCAAGCCAACUUAGAAAAAGAAAUAUCAGUUAACCAAUUAAGUUUAACUAAGGGAGAAAAAGAACUAAUAAAAGGUUAUAAUUUUCUGACUAAUAAGCCUACUCUUUUACUGGCUAAUUAUGGUGGAGAUAAAGAAGAAAUUAAAGAGAUGGAAAAAUAUGCACAAGAAAAGCAAUUAUUUUUCUUUCCUUUGGCAGUAAAAAUAGAGAGAGAAAUGGAAAAAUUGACGGAGGGAGAAAAAAAAGAAAUAAGUUGA